UAAUGUUAUCAUGGAACUGAUCCCAGACCAGCCCACUCAGACAGCUUUUUAAUAAGAAAAUCAGCUCAACAGCCGACACAAGCUUUGCAUCUCGAGUCUUUGAAGAGGUCUGUGCUGCAGGAUGAAGUUUGUUAUGAUCUUCCUCGUGCUCUCUCUGGUCGUCCUCAUGGCCGACCCUGGGGACUGUUUCUUCAAAUCUGCAUGGAGGGGGGUUAAGGCUGUGUUCAAAGGCGCCCGGGCAGGAUGGAAAGCAAACAAACAGCAGAGAACACAAGAAAAAUUUGCAAGAUAUCAACAACAGUUGCAAAACCCGGAGGAACAAGAGGAUCAACCACAGCACUGGCGCUGAUUCUCUUCAUCUCAGGAUCCAGAGAUGCUUGCAUUUAUAAAACUUCACCAAUCCUGUUGUGAUUUGUUGCAAAACUCAACUUAGUUUGCAACAAAUUCACUUGCAAAUUCUCCUUUUCAAUAAACUUGCAGAAUGAAAACCGAAAA
Molecule: messenger RNA, 495 nt
Organism: Nothobranchius furzeri (turquoise killifish)
Lineage: Eukaryota; Metazoa; Chordata; Actinopteri; Cyprinodontiformes; Nothobranchiidae
Product: moronecidin
Biological process (GO): defense response to bacterium
Source: RefSeq, a predicted model, not a curated record